Leucoraja erinaceus (little skate) is the source of this 749-nucleotide messenger RNA. RefSeq names its product CD59 glycoprotein-like. Gene Ontology annotation, molecular function: acetylcholine receptor inhibitor activity. The record is from RefSeq and is a predicted model, not a curated record. Lineage: Eukaryota; Metazoa; Chordata; Chondrichthyes; Rajiformes; Rajidae. The transcript has 3 exons. The coding region runs from base 113 to 463 and encodes 116 amino acids.
UCACAAGGGAUUUUCAAUAAAGGCUCAGAGUGCUGGCGUAACUCGGCGAGUCGGGCAGCAUCUCUGGAGAACAUCUCUCUUGCCCUCGAAACACAACUGUUCAAAUCCAAAGAUGAAUUGCCUUGUUGUCCUGGUAGCCGGUCUCAUUCUCAGUGCCUCUCCAGGUAACUCUUUGCAGUGUUACUCCUGCGGUAAACCACCAGGAAAAUGCGCGGAUGAACCUGUUAGUUGCAAUCCGACGUCGGAAGUAUGCUUUCGUGGGGUUUGGAAGACUGGUGGUAUGACGUUUCACGAAUCUGGAUGUAGUCACAUUGUUGCUUGUAAUAUCGAACAAACUGUUGAUGGUGUCUCUGUCUCUACCCACUGUUGUAAUACUGACCUCUGCAAUGCGAGUGAUCAAGUUAAAUUAUCUCUUCUGCUGUUCCCUGCUCUGGUCUCAGUCUGGUUUACAAUAUGUAUGUGAAGCAAGUGCACAAUAAUAACACAGUGCAAUCUUGUAGGUGCUUUUUGUCUGAAGAUCAGGGAUAAUGAGUCAUAACACUUGAUUUCCAAGAGAUGAGCUACUUAAUCUAACAGAUGUGCAAAUUCUUUUCAUUUCAAAAUCAGUAACCCUCAUCCACAAUGCUUGAUAUUUGCAAUAUUUUAAUAAUCUGUAUAAUAAUAAUAGUAAUCACAUAACUUGUAGUUUGUACCAUUACUCUGUUCAUCUGUUGCCGCAUCUCACUAAAGUACUGAUUUUCAAUUAAAAA